Lycium ferocissimum is the source of this 2019-nucleotide messenger RNA. RefSeq names its product AT-hook motif nuclear-localized protein 13-like. Gene Ontology annotation, molecular function: minor groove of adenine-thymine-rich DNA binding. Lineage: Eukaryota; Viridiplantae; Streptophyta; Magnoliopsida; Solanales; Solanaceae. The transcript is spliced from 5 exons. The record is from RefSeq and is a predicted model, not a curated record. The coding region runs from base 305 to 1597 and encodes 430 amino acids.
AGUGUGAUUACGGGGCGCUAUGUGGCAAAAGGAUGCCUAGUGAAGUGAGGCAAGCAGAUCUGCAGCUGCACCAAAAGUCCAAAAUAAAUUUUUUUCUUAAAACCCUAAAAUUCUAAACUCUUGUUGUGCGUCUUCCCCCUUAGUCCAACCCAACUUCUUUCUCCGCUUUUCACCAUCUUUCCAGCCAGUUAUUAUAACUCUCUCUCACUUCAGUGAACAUAAUUUUUGUAGGGUUUUAAGAACAAAAUCACAACGGCAUUCUUGAAAAACCCCUUUUAGAAUAAUUCUUGAAAAUCUCUUUUCCAUGGAUUCUCAAGAAUCCCAAGCGGGUCACCACCAAAAUCAACACCAUCAUCAACCCCAACACCCCCAACUUCAUUCUUUACCUCACCACCCCCACCCCCACCAACAUACACCGCCACAUGUCCACCCCAUGAUGAUGCCACGUCCCCAACACCACCACCAACACCACCAACACCCACAACAUCAACACCAACAACAUCAACAGCAGCAGCAACAACAACACCAGCAACAACAACCCAACUCCUAUGUUGUCCCCAACAAUGUUGUUCCAACACAUAACAACAACAAUUCCACCAUGAUGCAACAAAUACAGCAUCAGCAGCAACAACAAAAUUCUGGGUUUCCUUUUAAUUCAAUGGUGAAUACUGCACCACCACCAGCCCAACCUCAACCCCAAAAUCAACCGAAUCUUGAUUACUCAGAUGCAUCAUCACCUAGGGCAACUGGAUUUAACAUUGAGCCAGCUAGGAAGAAAAGGGGUCGACCAAGAAAGUAUUCUCCUGAUGGUAACAUUGCUUUAGGUCUCUCCCCUACACCCGUUACUCCGAUUUCGUCGUCUAUCGUGCCUCAUACAGAUUCCGGUAGUGGUGGUGGUGAUGUGGAGGGUGCUUCUUCGGAGAAUCCGUCGAAGAAGGCCCGUGGAAGGCCUCCUGGUUCUGGAAAGAGACAGCUAGAUGCUUUAGGUGCAGCUGGAGUUGGCUUUACACCCCAUGUGAUCACAGUCAAUGUUGGGGAGGACAUAGCUUCAAAGAUAAUGGCUUUCGCCCAGCAAGGUCCACGUACAGUUUGUAUUCUAUCUGCAAAUGGAGCCAUCUGUAACGUUACCCUCCGCCAACCAGCAAUGGGGGGUGGCACUGUGAGUUACGAGGGCCGAUUUGAAAUCAUCUCAUUAACAGGUUCCUUCUUGCGGUCGGAAAGUAAUGGAAGCAGCGGACCAAAUGGUCUAAGUGUGUCACUGGCUGGAUCAGAUGGUAGAGUAUUGGGUGGUGGAGUUGCAGGAAUGCUUAUGGCUGCCACACCCGUGCAGGUAAUCGUGGGUAGCUUCAUUGCUGAAGGGAAAAAGCCCAAGUCUAAGGCGCCACCUUCGACACCACCACCAUCCAAUAUGUUAAAUUUUGGUGCUCCCGCCACAGACGAGAGCCCGCCUUCUCAAGGUGAUGAUGCCUCAAAUGACUCGUCUGAUGAAAAUGGCGAUGGUCCUUUCCACCAUGAACAAGGACCUUAUGGUAAUGCUGGCCAACCAAUGCAUGGUAUGUCAAUGUAUGCAAAUAUGGGCUGGCCAAAAUCACUGUGAAAACACUUUUUUAGUUGAAAUGAUAUUGCCAAGGGUAAUUUGACUUCCUCAUUCCCCUGCAACAGAGUUGGCAGUUUGAUUCGCGAUGCUAACAGGCAGAGUAUAGGCGUUUCUUGAUUUCUCGACUUGAGAGCUUAUUUCCAUUUUUUUCCCCCUUAUCUCUUUUCCCCGCUUGAUUUUUUUUUUUUUUUUUCGUAACUUGGUAUGUAGUUGAUUUGUACUAGCUGAGGUGAGAGGCGUGGCUGAUUUACAAAAAACCAUUUUCAUGGUUUCUUUGCCACCACGGUCUUAGACUCUUAGUAGUAUAUGUUAGGUGACAUUUGGUUGAGUAUUUACUGCCAUAUCGUUAGAGUUUAACUUUUAGGAAUUAUUAGAUGGUUAGAAAUUUUUCUAAUGAAUGGAGUAUUUUCUAUUUUUCUUCA